UUCGGGGCGGCGCAGCCCUGAGAGAGUCUGUGAGAGGAUCCGCCUGGCUUGCUGGUGUUUCGGGCGUGAGGAGACGCGGAGGCCGGACCAGUUCUGAGCUCUAACGGAAGCCAUAAUUUUCUACAGUAGUUUAACGUCAUGAUGUGAGUCUUCGGUAAAAGCUGCACAUUUUGUAAGCCCGGCUAAUUUGCUCCUAUUUGCUUCAAGUUUGAAAGGAACCAGUGAAAAAAAAUUGCUGUACAAAUAGUCCAUGUUUAGUUAUUAUAAUUGGACCAGCAAUGAAGUUUUAAGCCAACCCUUCAGUGGAUAAAAGAUCUUACAGAUGGCAGAAAACAGUAGGGCAGAAGAUGCUGCCUCAGAUUCUGUGGAAAGUGCUAAAGGCACAGGUGAUAAAAAAGAAAAGUUAGCAGACCAAGUAAUGCAGAACCCACAAGUCUUGGCAGCUUUACAAGAUCGACUUGAUAAUGCACCUCACACUCCUUCCAGCUAUAUCGAAACCUUACCAAAAGCAGUAAAAAGAAGAAUUGAUGCCUUGAAACAGCUUCAGGUGAAAUGUGCACAUAUAGAAGCUAAAUUUUAUGAAGAAGUUCAUGAUUUAGAGAGAAAAUAUGCAGCUCUUUAUCAACCGCUUUUUGAUAAGAGAAGGGACUUCAUCAUUGGUAAUGCUGAACCUACUGAAGCAGAGGCAGAAUGGCAUAGUGAAAAUGAAGAUGAAGAGAAGCUAGCUGGAGACCUGAAAAAUAAAGUAGUAAUAGAAGAAAAAGAAGCAGGAGCAACUGAAGAGACAAAUCCUAAAGGAAUCCCAGAUUUUUGGUUCACAAUAUUUAGAAAUGUAGAUAUGCUGAGUGAAUUAGUACAGGAAUAUGAUGAACCUAUUCUAAAACACCUGCAAGACAUUAAAGUGAAAUUUUCUGAGCCAGGACAACCUAUGUCUUUUACAUUAGAGUUUCACUUCGAACCCAAUGACUACUUUACUAAUUCAAUUCUGACAAAAACCUACAAGAUGAAAUCAGAACCAGAUAAGACGGAUCCAUUUUCAUUCGAGGGUCCUGAAAUUGUUGAUUGUGAGGGAUGCACUAUUGAUUGGAAGAAAGGAAAAAAUGUUACAGUAAAAACAAUAAAGAAGAAACAGAAACACAAGGGUAGAGGCACUGUCAGAACAAUUACAAAACAAGUACCUAAUGACUCAUUUUUUAAUUUCUUCAGUCCAAUUAAAGUUUCAGGAGAUGGAGAAUCACUGGAUGAAGAUUCAGAGUGUACUUUAGCCAUAGAUUUUGAAGUUGGGCACUUCUUCCGUGAAAGAAUAGUGCCCCGUGCUGUACUCUAUUUCACUGGAGAAGCUAUAGAGGAUGAUGAUAAUUUUGAAGAAGGAGAGGAAGGAGAGGAGGAGGAAUUAGAAGGGGAAGAAGAAGGAGAAGAGGAGGAAGAUGCAGAAAGUGAACCUAAGAAAGAUGCCAGUCAACCUGCUGAAUGCAAACAACAAUAAGGAAAUACCACUUCAGAGUGAUAUUUGAACAGCCUGUAACAAUAUUUGGAUACCUGGCCUGCAGUUCAGGAAAUUCCAUUACUGCAGCACAAUCUUAUUAACAAUGCUUAAACUAAAUUGUUUUCAAAUGCAUGAUUUUCACUAACUCUUUUCUUAUUUUUGCUUAACUUGUACAGUGGCAACUUAAUGCAUUUGAGAAAUAUGAGGUUUAAUUAAAGCACACUCUACAGCCUUUGGUACAAUUUAGCUCAACUGUCUCUGUAGGCUUUUCCAUUAAAUUAAAAAAAUAAUUUGCCUUUUUGAAAAACUUACCCUCAACACAAGGUAAGUUUUUGUCAAAAUACUAUGGAAUAGGAAUAUUUAGACUAUUAAAUUAAUAAAAUACAGUAAAAACAAAUAAAGCAAUAUGCCUUCUGGUAGAUCUUUUCCCUUUAAAAUAAAUCUCCUGUAACCAUUCAGACAGAUUAGUGCUACAGAGUACCUUAAAACAUUGUCAUUUCCAGUAAUUUUAAAUGGAAAAUAACAUUUCCUAUAUCUUUGAAGAAAGGAGUGGUCGAGAGACAUUUAGUUGUUCACCUUAUUUAUUCAUUUUUUUUAAAGUACUUUGGUGAACUAGUACUUUUAAUAGUUUUAAAAUACUUGAAGAGAAUCCUGUUUAUAAACUAUGGGUACUUGUAUGUGGAAAAUUCAUACUUUACUCAAGAAAAUGAUUGCUUCUCAGACAUUUCAAAACAGCAAGCCUGAUGUGGGCUCCCUAGGUUGAGAAGGUUGCAGCACUUAAGUAUAUAUCCCUGGUUUGCCUUAGUUAUGCUUGGCACUGUUCAGACGUUCUUACAUUCAAAGAUUUGAAGCCUGGACAUAAGCUGCAACUUUAUAUGCUUGUUCUCCACUGUUCGGUGCAACUUCACUUUUAAUCUUCCGUCAUAAGAACAGACCAGAGUUUGAUGUAAUAGCUGAAACAGCAUUUUGUAAUUUGUACUCAACCUUUAAACCAAGUGCAGAUGCUCUUGGUGACGGUUCAGCCAUCAAGUGCAAAUUACAGCAUUGUAAUUCAGAGGACAUAGCAAAGUGUGGCUUCCAUUAAACAAAAAAUAAAGUGAAACUACACACAAACAUGGAAAAUAAUGUUCUGAAUAAAUUGGAAGAUGAUCCAAUUUGGGCCUGUGAAAGCUAUAUCAUAUAAUUGGAAAAAUAUAAAUACAUCCUGGGUGCAUAGUUCUGAUGUUGAUCUGCAAUAUCAAGUCACUCCAUUCUACAUUUCCAUGGUUUUUAAAGCUCCAGAAUCCUUCCGAAGAAUAUUCAGAAUACAGUUCACCUUUCUUAAACAUACAAUGCCAGCUUAUGGCAACACUUCAUUACCAAUUGUGUGAAUGCUGUUACCAGGCAUGUAGAGAGUGCUCCAGCCUUAUCUUAUACAUUUGUAACUUAAUACGGUGUUUUCAAUUUGUACAGAAUAGUUAGAAUAUUCUAUUAAAGUUGUGAAACAUGAA
Molecule: messenger RNA, 2976 nt
Organism: Ahaetulla prasina
Lineage: Eukaryota; Metazoa; Chordata; Lepidosauria; Squamata; Colubridae
Gene: NAP1L4
Product: nucleosome assembly protein 1 like 4
Exons: 17
Coding region: 323-1486 (387 amino acids)
Biological process (GO): nucleosome assembly
Cellular component (GO): chromatin; nucleus
Molecular function (GO): histone binding; chromatin binding
Source: RefSeq, a predicted model, not a curated record